Molecule: messenger RNA, 297 nt
Organism: Microthlaspi erraticum
Lineage: Eukaryota; Viridiplantae; Streptophyta; Magnoliopsida; Brassicales; Brassicaceae
Source: the annotation of a GenBank genome assembly
AUGACUUCAAACAACGAUGCAAACGGGAUCAAUGCAAGUGGCCAGAUUAACGAAGCCCUUGCCAAUAAAAUGAACCCCGUACUCAUCAGGAUACAACAAAACCUCGACAACAUCGGGUCUAUGUUGCAUCACAUGACUUCAUCAAUGUCUAUAUUAGAUGACAUGUCUUCUAUGUUGCGUGACAUUACUUCAUCAAUCCAAAUUGCCAAAAUUACCGCCGAUACAGAAAACUUGUCCCUUGACUCCUCGCAUGAACGCUGUCCUCCUACGCCAACGAGUCGGAGUGAAUCUACAUGA